AUGGGUUCCAAAUCGCAAUCAAGAGGGACCUCUCCCAUGGUUGCUGCUCGUCGACCGAAACUCAUGCGAGCGGCUGCGACUGCCCCCUCACUGGCCACAUCCAACGCAUCUCGGAAUGACCUGGCUAGUCGACAGUCGUCGCGAGCAGCAACGCUUCUCAACAGAGUAGCGAGCUAUUCGACGGCGCAGCACGAACAUAGGCUCCAUGGCACGCCGGGCAGCGUGUACUCGAACCCCGAGCAGGGAUCUCCCGACAGCAGCGCGUCAAUGGAGGAAAGGAAAGACACAUUCCAGGCAGACAUUCAUCAGUCGGGCAAUUACUUCAGUUUUCCGAGCUUUGAAGACUUUCAAGAUUUCCAGGAGAACGAGGAGCGGAUAGCUGCAAUGCACGACAAAGGCGUGCCAUGA
Lachnellula hyalina is the source of this 408-nucleotide messenger RNA. RefSeq lists its product as uncharacterized. The coding region runs from base 1 to 408 and encodes 135 amino acids. The record is from RefSeq and is a predicted model, not a curated record. The transcript has 2 exons. Lineage: Eukaryota; Fungi; Ascomycota; Leotiomycetes; Helotiales; Lachnaceae.